ACCUGGAUCGACCUAGCGCAACAGUACUACCUCCAACACAAGUACGAGGCAUUCAAGUACAUUCUCGAGACGGCAACCGACCCGUCGACCGAGAAUGACUACGAAGCAACACCGCAGCUUAAGGUGCUGGGGAUCAACUCUCUCGCCGCGUAUCAUCUCAAACUGGCUGAGACAGAGGCCUUCCAGAGUGACGCGUCAAAAGCCCAUCUCCAAGAAGCUAUUGCGUUGUAUAACAGAUCCGCAAGGCUUGACCCUAAG
Sphaeroforma arctica JP610 is the source of this 258-nucleotide messenger RNA. RefSeq lists its product as hypothetical. Gene Ontology annotation, biological process: regulation of DNA-templated transcription. Lineage: Eukaryota; Ichthyosporea; Ichthyophonida. The record is from RefSeq and is a predicted model, not a curated record. Gene Ontology annotation, molecular function: RNA polymerase II complex binding. The annotation marks the transcript as partial. The transcript has 2 exons. Gene Ontology annotation, cellular component: Cdc73/Paf1 complex.